AUGAAAACUCCCAAAGAACCACAAAGUCAUGUCAAAUUAUUUAAGCCUGGAUCAGCUGUAGUAUAAAAGAGCAGCACUGAGAGUAGCAGGAAAGAGCAUUGUUUGUUAAUGGACCACAGAUGACAUGUGUGAAGGCUGGGACACAAGAGGAAGGACUUUGACAUAGAGAGACAGCACAGCAGGGCAAAGACACGUUUCUGAGCUGGAUGAGACUGUCUUUAACCCUAGGGUUUGCUUUGACCUUUUCAAGCCGAGAGAGCAGACAGGUAAACGGAUCCUCCUUCAGACUCUGAGGGUUGAUGUGGAUGGACUGGUGAGGAUGCUGCCUGUAAAUGCAUUCUGUCCCCUGGCAUUAUAGUGAGUGGCAUCCAUGAAUGCAGCAUUGGGUAGUUUUGGGUAUUCUACUUCAGUACCCAGUUUGCGCUCUCUGCCCACUCACGUUUACACAGACUGCUGCAGGACAAAGCGGUCUGGCAGGGAUGUAGGACUCAUUGUUAUCGGAAAAAAGCUUCUCAGAGAACCAAACAAAUACAGUUGUUCAGGCCCCGUCCAACUCACCAGAGGUGCUAACAAAGGCCUAUCGAAUGACCAAAGUGUCUCAGUGUGUUCUCAGAGCUUCAUUGGCGACUGUAGCCCAAUGAGCCUUCACACAACGUGCUCAUGCAGCGCUGGCUAUGCCACAGGCUUCUCCACUGAACACAGCUCCAUCUACUCCUGGAGAUACGAUGAGUUUGACCGUGAGAAUACUCAGCAUGUACGGCAGCUCUUUAGUGCCCUGGAUGAACUGCUGUAUGAAGGUAAAGUGUGCAGUAAAUCAGAGUCUCUACGCAAGGAGUGUGAGGAGUGGAACACACACUCCCCCCACCUCAGGAUUUUAGGCAAUCAGUUGGAGCCUCCCAAGCAAGAGGGAAUUCAGUAUGUGCACUGGAGACCCACAAGCACUAGGACAGCAGUGUCACCUCCAUGCCUGGAUACAAGAGACAACCAUAGCGAUCUAUGUGUGGAAGGCCACAGACUCGCCCCGGGAUCCUGGUCUGAUCAGUCUGUCUACUCCGGGUUGCCUAUUUCUGAGCUAUCAAGCUCUCUUAUCCCACAAGAAGAGGAGAUCUACGAGGUAGAGGGCAGGAUAGAAGAGUUUCUAGCUUAUGAUUGGAGAGAAACGGACAACGAGGGAACGGAUCAUAAGAGGACCUCUGCCAUUACCUCCUGGGAUGGUGUACCGUGUCUUUCCCCCAACGCCUGCAUCCGUGAUGCCGUGGCUGACGAGCUGUUUGAUGACGUAUGGCGGGAGGUAGUGAGCUUACUGGAAGAGCUAUUGCGCAAACACUGGGAGAAGCAACAUUCUGACGGCGCAAUACAAAGAUGGACGCUGGAGAGCUCAAGCCAAAUCUUCAUUGAACCUUCAUCACAUCUUCCUUCAAGGGGAAGUCACAUUUCUCCGAGCAGAGGCCCUAAUAGCAGGAGCAUGUUACUGUGGCCAAACACCUAUAAUGGGCAGGACUCAAAUGUCUUUAAGUCCAAUUUAAAUGGUGUAAUGACAAUCCAAGCAAAGCCUUUGCAGCAGAGACAGCAAGGAUAUGGCGAAAGGUCACUAUAUGACUCAGACGACGGAAGCACAACACUCACUACCCUGAAGGCCCCGAGUGGAAUAAGCACACACUCCCACAAACCCUCUGGCCAGCGGAUUCUUCCCAGACUCGCCGGCAGAGCUCUUUUGCGUCACAGCUUCCCAGCACAAAGCUCCCUGCGAGGAACCAGACUAUCCACCGUCACUGAGGACCUGCUCACUCCACCUGUGAGUGCAGUUCAGAACCACAGACUUCCUCUCAUCCAUUCUUCUGACUCUGUAGAGCAAGAUUCUAACAUUCCUGCUCUGAGACAUACACAGCUCAGGGGUCGUAUCAUUAAAGGUGGUGCAGUGCACCCAGUGUCCAGCCUUCCACCUCUGAAAGAGCCUACUUUACUGCUGGAGUCCCUAUCCCGCCCCAACACUAACCACACGUUCAGAUCAGACACACCCAUGAAAAGUUCUUACACAGCUAUGGAUUUUGCUUUUAGUAUGAGGACAGGGAGAAGCCUUUUCACAGGGAACUUCUCCAAAACAGGUGAAGGAACACCUAUGGGUGUAACAGGCUUCAGCAUGGGAAUUACCUCUUCUACAGCAAAUGGUUUUUCUGACUCUGCCGCACCACCAAAGAGACGCACGCAUCUUCUGUCUUCCUCUGAUGGGGAGGGGGGGAACGUUACUGUACUUGGAUCAAUAGGUGCCCGGAAGGCAUUGAGUCGGUUUCCGCUACACGGGAGGAAGAAGUUCCAUGUGGUAAUGCCACAACACAGUUAAAGAUGUUUACAGUUCAACAGUUGUUUACACUGUUGAAGGACACUGCAAAGAGUGCAACUCAUCACUGACUGUAACAGUGUG
Molecule: messenger RNA, 2422 nt
Organism: Hemibagrus wyckioides
Lineage: Eukaryota; Metazoa; Chordata; Actinopteri; Siluriformes; Bagridae
Gene: fam149a
Product: family with sequence similarity 149 member A
Exons: 15
Coding region: 371-2341 (656 amino acids)
Source: RefSeq, a predicted model, not a curated record